This is a messenger RNA of Nilaparvata lugens (brown planthopper), 3774 nucleotides long. It is a transcript of the gene Ssrp, whose product is annotated as FACT complex subunit Ssrp1-like. Lineage: Eukaryota; Metazoa; Arthropoda; Insecta; Hemiptera; Delphacidae. Gene Ontology annotation, cellular component: nucleus; FACT complex. Gene Ontology annotation, molecular function: DNA binding; histone binding; nucleosome binding. The record is from RefSeq and is a predicted model, not a curated record. Bases 147 to 2447 code for a protein of 766 amino acids. The transcript has 13 exons.
GUUGGCAAUUUCCGGCCUCUGUUUUUGUUGUGAAGAUGGCGGUGUGUAGUGAGUGUGUCUAAAAAUUAUUAAAAUAUUAAUUAAAUAGGCUUUGAUAGCUUUGUAAUUUAUUCCUGUUUACCAAAGUAACAACUCUCCGUAUCACAAUGGAGUUGGAGUUCUCAGAUGUCAAAUCUGAAGUCAAAGGAGCCAUGUGCCCCGGACGGCUGAAGUUUGCCGAACAGAACAUAAUUUUCAAAAACAGUCGCACUGGAAAAGUUGAACAGAUAAAUAGCAGUGAUGUGGAACUUGCAAACUGGCAGAAAUUCAUUGACAAUUGGGGUGUACGUUUAUUUCUUAAGAAUGGAACCUUACAUAGGUUCAGUGGAUUCAAAGAAGGCGAGAAAGAGAAAAUAGCGAAAUUCUUCAAAAGCAGCUACAGCCUGGACAUGCUGGAAAAAGAGUUGAGCGUGAAGGGUUGGAAUUGGGGGACGGCGAAGUUCAACGGCGCUGUUCUGAGCUUUGAUAUCGGCAACAAUGCCGCUUUCGAAGUGCCACUCAGCUACGUAUCGCAGUGUCCCACCGGCAAGAAUGAGGUCACCAUGGAGUUUCAUCCUAAUGACGACGCCCCAGUGAGUUUGCUAGAGAUGCGGUUCCACAUACCGCCGGCAGAGCUGGCAGGUGAUCUUGAUCCGGUUGAGGCGUUCCACAAGCAGGUCAUGAAGAACGCCAGCGUCAUUUCCGUUUCCGGAGAUGCCAUCGCUAUCUUCCGGGAGAUCUAUUGUCUCACUCCCAGAGGUCGUUACGACAUAAAAAUAUUCCAGGCGUUCUUUCAACUUCACGGAAAGACGUUCGAUUACAAAAUUCCCACUUCAACUGUUCUAAGACUGUUCAUGCUGCCUCACAAAGAUGGCCGACAAUUUUUCUUUGUGAUAAGUCUUGACCCGCCAAUAAAACAAGGUCAAACCAGGUACCACUAUCUUGUAUUCCUUUUUGGACAAGAUGAUGAAACUUCAAUUGAACUUCCGUUCACUGAAGAAGAACUGAAAGAGAAGUACGAAGACAAACUCGAAAAAGAAAUUCAGGGCCCAACCUUCGAAGUCCUUGGAAAAGUGAUGAAAGCAAUUGUGAAUAGAAAGAUAACCACUCCUGGAAAUUUCAAAGGUGCAUCUGGAACACCAGCGAUUGGUUGUUCGUAUAAGGCGGCUGCAGGUUAUCUGUAUCCACUGGAAAGAGGCUUCAUCUUCAUUCACAAACCUCCUCUUCAUAUAAGAUUCGAAGAGAUUGCUUCCGUGAACUUCGCUCGUAGCGGUGGCAGUACUAGGUCGUUCGAUUUUGAAGUGGAACUGAAGUCGUCGAUAGUGCACACGUUCAGCAGUAUUGAGAAGGAAGAGUAUGGCAAGCUCUACGAUUUCAUCACCGGCAAGAAACUGCGAGUCAAGAACUUGGGCAAAAUGGACAAGCCGUCGUACGGUGGUGAGGACUUUGGUGACUCGGACCAGGAGGGCGCUCCGGACGCGUACUUGGCGCGCGUGAAGCGGGAGGCGCAAGAGAGAGACGACGACGAUGAUGGAGAGGACAGCGAUGAGAGCACCGACGAGGACUUCAAUCCCAAUAUGGUCGAGAGUGACGUCGCCGAAGAGUACGACUCGAACCCAACAUCGACCGACUCGGACGAAGACUCGGCGGCCGGUUCAGGGGGAGGUGGAGGGGGAGACGACGACGGCAAAGGCGGCGGCGAAAAGAAGCAGAAGAAGAAGAAAAAGGAAAAGAAGAAGAGUAAGGAGAAGUCGGUUUCGGACAAGCCGCGCAAAGAGCGCCGGAAGAAGAAGGAGAAGGACGGCAACAUGCCAAAGCGGCCGAUGUCCGCCUUCUUCCUGUGGCUUAAUGAGAACAGGGACAAGAUCAAGGCUGAUAAUCCGGGCAUUGCGGUCACCGAUGUUGCCAAGAAGGGUAGUGAACUGUGGAAGAAGCUCUCUGAUAAGUCGGAAUGGGACGCGAAAGCGGUGAAAGCAAAGGCCGAAUACGAACAGAAGAUGAAGGAGUACAUCAGCGAUGACUCCAGCUCCGAUGAUGACGCCGAUAAAAAGAAAAAGAAGUCGCCUGUCAAAGCGGAACUGAAGAAGGAGGAGAAGAGCGACGGAGGUGCCAGCUCAGAGGCGUCGGCGGACAGCGAAAGUGAGAAAGAGGAAAAGAAGAAGAAACCAGCCAAAAAAGCGGCGCCGGCGAAAGAGGUCAAGGAGGAGAGGAGCGACGGAGGUGCCAGCUCAGAGGCGUCGGCGGACAGCGAAAGUGAGAAAGAGGAAGAGAAGAAGAAACCAGCCAAAAAGGCGUCGCCGCCGGCGAAAGAGGUCAAAGAGGAGAAGAAGAAGGGAGGAGGAAGCGCUGAUGAAGAUGAUGAUGAGGAAUUCGAUGAGGAAUCAGCUGGCACCACUCCUAAUACUUCCGAUGAUUCUGGAUCCGAUUGAAGAGAAAAUACUAAUCAGGUUUUUGUUACUAUUUCCAAAGCUAUUCUUUCUAAAAAUAUCACAUCCACAUGCUUAUUUUUGAUCAAUUACUCCGGAAGAUUCAUGUUCGAUAAAGGAAGAAAACUGAGAAUCAGGGUUUUGUUAGAAUAAUAUUUUGUAAGGGAUUCUUUCUAAAAAUAUCACAUUCACAUGUACCUUUUUGUUCAUCCCUAUACUUUGGAAGAUUCAUGUUCGUUGAAGGAAAAAAAAUGCAAAUCAGUUUUUGUUAGAAUUCUAAGGGUUUCUUUCUAAAAAUAUCACAUUCACAUGCAUCUUUUUGUUCAUCCCUAUACUUUGGAAGAUCCAUGUUCGUUAAAGGAAUGAAAAUGCAAAUCAGGUUUUUGUUAGAAUUCUAAAAUAUUCUUUCUAUAAAUAUUACAUUCACAUGUAGCCAAUACUCGUAUUUUUGUUCCAUUCAAUAUUUCGGAACAUUCAUGGUCUGUUGAGGUAGAAAACCUCAAAUCACAUGUAUAUUCUUGUUCCAUUCAAUACAUUGAAAGAUUCAUGGCAGGUAAAGGAAGAAACUGAAAAUCUAAGUGGAAGAAAACUUAAAAUCUAAGGGUUUCUUUCUAUAAAUAUCACAUUCACUUGUAUCUUCUUGUUUCACCCAAUACUUCGGAAGAUUCAUGUUCGAUAAAGGGAGAAAACUUGGAAUUACGUUUCUGUUGGAAUUCUAAAGGAUUCUUUCUAUAAAUAUUUCAUUCACAUGUAGCUCUAUUCUCGUAUUUUUUUCAUUCAAUAUUUCGGAAGAUUCAUGGUCUGUAAAGAUAGAAAGCCACAAAUCAGAUAAUUUUUGUAACUAAUAUAAUUAUUAGAAUUCAAAGUGAUUCUUCCUCAGAAUAGGUACAGUUACACAUGUACCCUUUUGUCACUUAUAGCCCAGAUAAUAUUCGAGGUGAUUCCACUAGAAAUAUGAGUUCAAUAUUUACCUUUUUGGCACUUAUAGUCUUAAUAACAUUCAAUUUUUUGACAAUUUCAUUGUCUAUUUUUUCUAGAAAUAUCAUUUCCCCGUAUGUUUUUGUUACAUCUAGGCCCAAUUGCACCCACGUCUAUCAAAUAUAACCGUGGUUAAAUGGCGUCAUUUCAUUGUCGUGUCCGAUUCGUUCAUUGGUUCUCCGUUAGGUGACGUAAUUUAACUGUGGUUAAUAGAUGUAUGUGUAACCGGUGAUAGUCUAGAUGUUUAUGGUGAUCUUUCUAGAACCAUUAAGUUCCACUGUGUCUCUUUGUUACUUAUACCCUAGUUAGCAUUUAAGGCGAUUUUUAUAGAAAUAUAAGUUUUUCAUUAUCA